AGAAGCCAAACACACAAUAAUAGCCUCAAAACCCUAAUCUUCUUCUCUUUAUAAAGAUUCAUCGACUCAUCUUCUGUGGUUUCUUCGCUGUGUAUUUUUCGCCGCUGCACACAUUUUCCUCAACGAAGCACCCAACCAUGGUGGCCGCCAAGAAGACCAAGAAGACUCAUGAGAGCAUCAACAACAGGCUUGCUCUCGUCAUGAAGAGUGGCAAGUACACAUUGGGCUACAAAACAGUCCUCAAAUCUCUCAGGAACUCCAAAGGGAAGCUAAUUAUCAUUGCUAACAACUGCCCUCCUCUAAGGAAGUCUGAGAUUGAAUAUUAUGCUAUGUUGGCUAAGGUUGGAGUUCAUCACUACAACGGGAACAACGUAGACUUGGGAACUGCAUGUGGAAAAUACUACAGAGUAUGCUGCCUUAGCAUUAUUGACCCAGGUACUUGGCCCUUCUUUUUAUUCACAAACUCGAAGCUUUUGUACUUUGUUAUAGUUUGCGAUUCUUAUUGGUUAUCAUUAAACUUUUCAGGUGAUUCGGAUAUCAUUAAAAACAUGCCUGGUGAACAUUAAGUAGCCCGUAUGAUCUGUAACAGGUCUUAGAUUUUGGUCGGUCUUUUUUUUGUUUAUUUUACAUUUUGUUUUUGGGUUUGGAGGUGAGGAAUAGCACUAGAGGUGGUGGCGAACUUUCAAUGUUCUAAGUUUUAACUAGGAAAACAAUACUAAAGAUGUUGAAGGCUACCUGCAUUUAUGGUUCUUCUUGAUUGCUUUAUUGUGACUUAUAUUUUGUCUUGAAGGAUGUCUUGUAACCAAAUUUCCUUUUAUCACUUUGGAUUUUAAAUUUAUGGGAAUGCCUAUUUGCAAA
This is a messenger RNA of Cannabis sativa, 858 nucleotides long. RefSeq names its product large ribosomal subunit protein eL30. The coding region runs from base 138 to 566 and encodes 142 amino acids. Gene Ontology annotation, molecular function: structural constituent of ribosome; RNA binding. The record is from RefSeq and is a predicted model, not a curated record. The transcript is spliced from 4 exons. NCBI's taxonomy places the organism in Eukaryota, Viridiplantae, Streptophyta, Magnoliopsida, Rosales, Cannabaceae. Gene Ontology annotation, cellular component: cytosolic large ribosomal subunit.